AUGAGGACAAUCUCGCCUUUGGGAGGCUGGUAUUCCAACAGCUGCUGCUUCUGCUGUCAUGUUCGUACAGGCACCAUAAUCCUGGGAGUCUGGUACAUGUUGAUCAAUGCGGUGGUACUGCUGAUUUUGCUGUCUGCUCUCAGUGACCCAGAACAUUACCAUCUGCCCCAUACUGAACUAGGCAGUGACUUUGACUUCACCGAUGAUGCCAAUAUAUGUAUUGCUACUGCCAUUUCCCUCCUUAUGAUAACGAUCUGCGGAAUGGCCACUUAUGGCGCGUAUAAGCAACUCAGUGCUUGGAUCAUCCCCUUCUUCUGUUACCAGAUCUUUGAUUUUGCCCUCAAUACUCUUGUAGCCAUCAGUGUGGUCGUCUAUCCAAACUCCAUUCAAGACUACUUGCGACAACUGCCUGCUAAUAUCCCACACAAGGAAGAUCUCAUGUCAAUGAAUCCAACAUGCCUGGUGUUUAUUGUUCUUAUCUUCAUCGGUAUCAUUCUGGCCUUUAAGGCAUACCUAAUUGGCUGUGUCUGGAACUGCUACAGGUACAUCAACAGCAGACAUUCGGCCGAUGUUUUAGUCUACGUCACCAAUGACACUGCAAUCCUUCUGCCACCCAAUGAGGAAGCUGUAAUGAUGCCUACUAAAGACCCACCUCCACCUUAUAUGGCAGCUUAAAGAUCAUAAUACAAACAAAAUCCAUGCAAGUAUUGAAACAACAUGCAUACACUGUCAGACCAAAAACUAUUUAAGAGAUACUUUCAUUCCAUUGUGAAAAGAGUUUUCAUUAUUCUGGGAGUGAAGCUUCCUAGAGAUAUGAUUUGGGAUUUUUUUUGUUGUGUAUUUUGCUUGCUAGUUUCAGAAAUAUAAUUCAAGAACAUUUACCUGUAUUUUAUCGUUCCUUGUAAUGUUUAAAAUGAUGACGAGCGAUCUAAAAUCGAUUAUAAAUCUUAUUGUGAUAAUUCCCUGCUAUUUUGGAGAUUAUUGUAGUGAGUUGGAAUCUCUGUUUUACAAAGAAACUAAUUUGUAGAUGUGAAGAGUAGGUCAAUGACUCUGAGCACUUUGAUUCACUGUAGUGAUUUCCAAUAGAUUAUUUUUGUUGUUUAACAGUUUGCAUAUGUCCCCCUAUUAUAAAGGGACAAUUGUUGACCUGUCAUUAAUUAUCAGCCUAGAGUAAAAUUACAGAGAAUCAUGCAGCACAGAAUGAGGCUAUUUGGCCCAGCGAGCGUGUGCUGGCACUCUGAAAGAGCUGUCCAAUUAGUCCCAUUCUCCUGCUCCUUCCCUAUACCUCUGCAAAUUUUCUCCCCUUCAAGUAAUUAUCCCAUUCCCUUUUGCAAGUUAUCGUUGAAUCUGCUUCCACCGCCCUUUCAGGCAGCACAUGCAGAUCACAACAACCCGCUGCAUAAGAAAAGAUUCCCUUAUGUCAAUCCUGGCUCUUUUACCAAUUCUCUCAAAUCUAUCCCCUCUGGGUAAACAGCCCUUCUGACAUUGAAAACAGUCUCUUCUUAUUCACUCUAUCAAAACCCUCCAUGAUUUUGAACACCUCUAGUAAAUUUAAUUGAACAAAUCUAUUUUUAUCCUGUUUGAUAAUGCAUUUGAUUCAUAAGUUUUUUCUUUGUACAUUACAUUUCACAGCUGAUUUUUUUCCUGGUGUAAUCACACACCAAACAUUCUAAUUAAUCAAGUUAAAACAUGGACAAAACUAUAUAAUCCUGCAACUGAAAAUAACGCAUGAAUUGGCCAGAAUUGUGAGCAUUUAUAAGCGGUUUAUAUAUUAAAUAAAGCAGAAAAAUGAGUCACUCGUUAGCAAAUUUUGCGCUUAAUUGUUAAUGAAUGAAUGAAUUCACAGCACCUUUACAUAAAAGAGCUAUCUGUGUAUAUGCAGAUCUUCCUGUAAAUAUCCCUGGUUUAAUAAAUCCUGU
Molecule: messenger RNA, 1919 nt
Organism: Carcharodon carcharias (great white shark)
Lineage: Eukaryota; Metazoa; Chordata; Chondrichthyes; Lamniformes; Lamnidae
Gene: laptm4b
Product: lysosomal protein transmembrane 4 beta
Exons: 7
Coding region: 1-675 (224 amino acids)
Cellular component (GO): lysosomal membrane
Source: RefSeq, a predicted model, not a curated record